Rhopilema esculentum is the source of this 12706-nucleotide messenger RNA. Lineage: Eukaryota; Metazoa; Cnidaria; Scyphozoa; Rhizostomeae; Rhizostomatidae. The record is from RefSeq and is a predicted model, not a curated record.
GUUUCUGAUGAAAGCCUCAGUGACCAUUGAAUAUCCCAGAUAACUACGAGGAGGAGGAGAAGAAUGCAUUCUUAACUGAAAAGUGGGAAAUUUGGCAUUUUUAGUGUCUCUUGGGAGUAUUAUUCACCAACAGAGGUCUAACAUCGUUUAAUGAGUGAAUGAAAGAAAAAGUUUAUCAGUUUGCAGAGACAGACUUUCCUACUUCAAUUGAAGAACGAGCAAAUGAAAGACCAUCGAGACUGGAAGAUUGAAACGUGUCAAACAUCAACUAAGAAUUGAAAACGGGAUCCUAACCCAGGGCCGCUGGAUCCAGGGGGCCACGGGGGCACAGGCCCCCCUGUUUGCGAAAAGUAUAAACAAGUGCCCUUUUUCGAAAAAUAUAUUGCGUGUAUUUUUAACUGCCAGAUAUUCUGCCUUUAGAAACUAAGUAAAAUAACAUAACUUUGUACGUUGUUGGAGGACCAUUCACUGAAAAUUCCUUAAAUUUUUACUUGGUCUUGAUGGAAGAAGCGCAAGCUCCUGUGAUGAACAAUAUAAACUGCGAAGGAGACUGCCAGUUUCGCGAGAAAAUUUUUCUAGUAUGUCUUCAGCAAAAAAAUCACUAGUGAAAUGUCCGAUCAAGUCCCCGGCGUCAGUUGGUCCAAUGUAUAUCGUGUGUGUUCUUGAAAGUAAAAACUGGACCCCUAUCUCUGAUUCUGGGUUCAGUAAAGUGUACUCUAUUAUGUGCCUUUGCCAAAAUUGUGUAACUUAUUUUACUGUGAAUAUUUAAGCUUGAGCAGGAAUUUUUGUUAAAAUCAAAUUUAGUGAACUCUACUUUUCACUGAGCAUGUUAGAGCCAUUCUUUUUCUUAAACUUAUGUCUAGGCAAGUUAAAAAGCAGAGUUCACUAAAUUUGCUUUUAACAAUAAUCCUUUAUGGUUCUUGACAUAUAUUUCAACAAAAUCAGACAUCUGUAAAACUUUAGCUGCGACAUAUUGCUUGCUUCACAACAUUGUGUUCGAUGUUUUUUAUGAAGAAAUGAAAAAGUUAUGUCCCUGCAAUGAUUACAUGCUAACAAAGACUUAAAAAAGACUUAAAUUUCUUAUCUAGGAUUAGAACAAUAUACAAGACUAGACGUACUGCAAAAUUUGUUGUACUUCAAUAUGCCAUUGAUUUACCCAAAAAAUUAUCUACAACAUCAUAUCAGUAAAUUCCUGCCCUUUUGUGCUUCCUCUGACUGAUUAAGAAUGCAAUCCUAUUUUCAAGAUUCUAUGUCCCUGAAUUCUAGCUUUUUUCAAAUUUUCGGAACUCACAUAUUAUACGUUUGACCAACUGACUGAGCCACCCAGAUCAAUUUUAAGGAGAGUUAAAAACUUGUUUCGUUCAUAAGACUGAUGAGAUAAACCUAAUCAAUGUUACAAAUUGAAUUUGCUAUGUUAGUGAAGAAUGUGUCCGCACCUUCAGCCGAUUGUGUGAAGAUGACUUAUCCAUAAAAUUUGUAGCUUUUGAAAAAUAUUCCAUGGAGGCGAACAAAUUUGUGUUUAAAUGGGGAUGGGAGGGUGCGAAUACCAAGGGGGACUAAAUUUUUAAAUAUAUAAGUAAGAAAAUUAAAAUCAUUAUUCGAAUGAGGCUGAAAUUUUGUUUAGAAAGAGAUAGGGACUGGAACUCGCUUUGAAGUACAUAGAGACUAAGAAUUCAAAACUUCCAUUCAGUUCAUAUUUUUGGUUGGAUUCGUUGGUAUGUUGCAAUAGAUCUGAACAUUUGUUGAGUAUAAUGCGCCUGCCACAAGUAUGAAAAAAGGAUGUGUGCCUCCUUCUUACCCAGGACCAAGUUCAAUUACAAUGCAAAUUAUAAAGAAAAUAAGUACAGCGUAUUGUAAUAGAAGUAUAAAUCAUACAUGGAAGAUCGAUUUACAAGCUCAAAAAACUUUGAGGGCCAUGAGAUGGGAAGCUAUACAAUUAAUCAAAAUUAAGAGUGCGUGGUCUCUAAAUGGAGUACAUAGUCAUGUCUGCUUUCAGCAAAGAUAAAUUUCACUAUAUCCAACGUAUGUAAUUAUUUUUAUAAAUGACUAAAUUACUGUGAGGUCUGUACCAUUUUUGGCACUUACUAAGGUUUCGGGAAAAAAAUAUUCGUGCCCUUUUUUUUUCGUUUUGCCCCCCCCCCCCCCUGCUCAAACCUGCGUCCCGUGGCCCUGUAACCUGGUCGAUCAGUUCUCCCACCAUCUUUGCGAAGCCUAGUUGUCACCGAACACCACAACACGGCAAAUUUUGGAAUCGAUCAAAUGUACAGUUUACUCAAAACCAGGUUUUAUUGGCCUAACAUGUAUGGCUAUAUUCGACAAUUCACUUUAGGCUGUGAAACAUGCCAGCAAACAAAAUGUGACACACGUCCCCUCAAAGCACCAUUGAUCCCAAUGUUUGUUCCAAGCGCCUCUAUGCAAUUUAUCUUUGUUGAUUUACCAUUCGUCCCUAAAGACACAAGUGGGUAUCAGAACGUUUUUUCAAAAUAUAUCCAAGCAAUUCCUCUCAAAGACCAGACGGCCCACCCAAACCAUCACCGACGCCAUAUUAUCUAUCUAUUAACCGACCAAGGUUCAAACGUUGAUGGCCAGAUUAUGGCAGAGAUUUGUAACAUAUUUCUAGCUUUUCGUUCUGGGGAGGUGUUCAGGCCUCUUUUGCCAACAAAUUGCGUAGAGACAAACUCAAUUUGCCGCCAUGUUUUAUUAUUCACCAAAAAAGCACCCACACAUGGCUAAAAAUCCUCGUUUCUGAGAUAAAAUGUUUUUCAAAAUUUCAUUUUACAGUAGCUUAGCCUCAGCUUGUUCUUAAUUUGUUCUUAAAUUUUGGCCCAUUUUGAGGCUCGUGUUCUUAUAAAAUUGUUCUUAUAAAAAAAAGCGUGUAAUGCAGGGGGAUGCAAUAUGCAAACAUAUUUUAUAAGGAAAUUUGCAAAGUCUUUGUACACGAGUUCCUUAUCUGUUUGGGUAAGUUCUGUGUAGCAUGUGCUUCCCGGAACUGAUUGUUAUUGUAUGUAAUUUAAUAAUGUCAUCGUCUCUAUCUGAAUCUUUGUACUCUGUUGUUUGUACCUUAUGUCUGUUGUUCUAUCUUGAUGUGUUGAUUAACAAACUGUGAUGUUGUAUAGAAUGAUUAGAUCUAAAUUGUAAAGUUCAGUCAGUGCUUCCACUUUUAAGGAAAUUUCCUCAGAUUAAGGAAAUUUGGUCCGUUUAAGGAAAUUUUUAAGGAAAUCGAUAUUUUGAGGAAAUUUUAAGGAAAUUUUAAAUUUCAUUUUUUAUUUUAAUUUUUUGUGAUUCCUCGCUGUUGGAUUGUCAGAACAGCUUUGUUAAAUCGAUUUGAAAUGUGAAAUUCCUUAUGCACUGCUGUGCAUAAGGAAUUUCACCUUAUUCUCACCUUAUGCACCUUAUUCUCAGAUAAUCCCUUUGGACUGCUGUGUUGUUGGCGUAGGUCAGCUACUGCUAACUAUUUUUAUCAGUCCACCAUUCUUUGGUUAAAAAAUGGUGGAGUUAAGCGAGUAGAAAUGAAACGUAAUUAUGUUGAAGCGAAGGUAAAGCCUUCCAAAAAGUAAUAUGAACAAAAGUUUCAUUAUUCAUGGCUUAGCAAUCCCUACAUUUAAGCAAUGGUUGAAGAAGAUAACUAAUGACAGUGGCAAAUUUCAACCUUAGUGCCAAGUGGGUAAGAUGAAAGUAUGCUGCUCUAAAGCAGCUCUAGCCAUAUAUCAAGACCCUGCCCAUAAAGAGGUUAUGGCAAGGUCAGCAACACUGGAAACAACAAACAAGAAAAUUGAUUCCAUGCCUGGCCCGAAUGACAAGAAAGCCGCAAGGAUGGAACUUAAAAUUGCUAGUUUCAUUGCAGAAAAAAAUUUGCCUAUCAAUAUAUCCCAAGGAUAAGACAUUAGGCAGAGCCUAACUUGGAAAACAGAAGACAACAAACCUUAUACGUCAAGUUCUAUUUUUUAAGAGAAGGUUCUCCAAAGCUACAAGGUAACACGAUCUCCUUGAUCAUUGACGAGAAAAAAGAUCGAUCUACACAAAGUCAGCUAGCAAUUCUUGGUACAUAUUUUGAUACUGAAAAAUAUCAGAUGCACAGCAUACUUAUAGACAUGAACUAUAAGCUUAUAGCUGAAAUGAAGCUUCAAUUUAACGAAAAUCGCUAUGUUCACUCUAAAUUAAGUUUCGAACUUUCAAGAAAAUAUCCGAGGAAAUUUCAAAUGACGUCUGAGGAAAUCUGAGGAAAUUUCAGCCUCGUUUAAGGAAACCCGCAUUUUCAUUUUUGGAAGCACUGAGUUCAGUUGUUGGAUUGAAUAUGACAUGAACAUAUGAACUUGUAUUUGUCUUCCUCGCUACAUCUGUACAGUUGUGAGAAUUAAAUAUUAUGAGUUAAUUUUUCUGUUAUGGCAAAUGUUAUCCAUUUCCAUUCACGUAUGAAAAUUCAUUGAUAAUGUUGUCGAUUUUGAGAAAACAUUGAUGUUUCAGAAAAGAAAUUAAAAGGCACAGAAGUUACAGUUCUAAAAACAAUUAAGGAAUUCUGCGAUUGACACUCGUUUUUACCAAUCAUCCAUACAACAUAAAUCACAAUCAAUAAUAAUAUAUGUAAUGAUAAUGAUAAGUAAUUUGUUUACAGUUGGCGUACUAGAUGAAAGUCUGAUAGCUAUAAAGAAGCUAAUUAAGGCCAACUAUCUAUGAAGAAUCAGUAAAAAACGAAUCUAUGGUACAAUGGUAAAAAAUGUUUAAGGUAUUAAUAUUCUAUAUAAAAUCUUACCCAUCAAUAAAUAUUUUACAUAAUCUACAGUCACAUUCUACAGGGUGUGCUCUUAAUUAUUUUUUAAAUGUUCGCCAAUGAUUGGGACUCUCUGAUACCGUAAGAAAGAUUUUGCCACAGCUUUUGACCUAAAUAUCUGAGUUUUGAUAACUAGAAACAAUUGAUCAAUAGUUGAAGCUAACAAACAUACUUAUUUCCACUAAAGGCAACGAUUCUGUGAUCCCAUUGUCGUUUAUAUAAUGCGUCGAUUCUAUUGAGUCCCCCGAAUAAUUCUGACGUCUGAUAGGGGCCUUUUUUUAUCCUCAAGUGACGUUUCAGAAUGUAUGUUUUUUCGCCGCUGACAAUGUACGUCUUUUUUUGGCUGUCAUUACUGAAGCUUUGACCCUAUUAAAGCACAAAGACAUGGAAGAUUCAAAAGCCUUGCCUCCCUUCUCAGAAACAGGCAACGGUUCAACUGGGACCGGUUGACCUUUUACUCCUGUGAUGAAAAAUGAUAAUAAUAAACAACAAUAUUAUAAAAAUAUAUAAUUUGCUUACAGCUGGCGUACUGAAUGAAAGUCUAACAGCUAUAAAGAAGCUAAUUAAGGCCAACUUUCUAUGAAGAAUUAGUAUAAAAUAAAUAUAUGGUACAAUGUUAAAAUGUUUUAAGUAUAAUAUUCUAAAUAAAACCUUACCCAUUAAUAAAUAUUUUACAUAAUCUACAGUCACAUUCUACAGGGUGUGCUCUUAAUUCGCUUUUAAAUUAUGCUAAUGAUUGGGACUCUCUGAUACCGUAAGAGAGAUUUUGCCACAGCUUUUGACCUAAAUAUCUCACAGCUUCUAUACCAUAAGAAUCUUGUCUUGGCUUUUGGAAUGCCAAGAGUAUUUUUAUCUCACAGAUCAUAAUGUACAUUUUUUGCUUCAAAAAUCCACGCUAAAGGGGAAUCAAAAAUCAAGACAUUGAAAAGCCCAUGAAUAAGGAAGUGAUACUGAAAAUUGCCAGGGAUUCAGAAAGGUGCCAUGUUGCGCGAAAGGUUGUGAGACAAUGGCAAUUAAGAAGAGACCUGAUCAAGAAAAGGGAUUCUGAAAAACUUGAAGCAUGAAGAGCAAAAGUGUUCCAGAUUCCAACAACAUCACAGGAGAGUUUGAAUGUGUCUGUAGAUGUGCUGCUGUUCUUGGUUGUUCGAAAAAACGACUCAGUGACAACGCUGGAUGUAAAACAGAAAAAGGUAUUUUAGAUCGUCUCCUGAAGAAUAUUGAAGAGUUUGGGGAGCAGAAAAAAGUAACUCCUCGGGGUCUUUUGGAAAAACUCAUCGAUCGAUCAGAGGAAAAGUGGGAAAAGAUGGAGCCAACUGAAACCAUAAUGAAGAAUUAUAUUCCUGUCAAAGAUGCUCUCAAAGUUUGGAACGACUGAUAUUAGAGAACUCCUGACUAUUUGUCGCCUUAAAAAGCAACUGAAGGAGUACUUGAAGAGCUGACAGAUUCGUAUAUUUAAACACGACCCUCUGGAAAAACAGCAUUAUAUAUAGUAAUUAUAUUUUUCUUUAAAUUCAAUUUAUGUAUUUAUUCUUAGUCAAGAUUGUAUUAGGGUAGCUGAAAGGUUGUUUCCUGUGAAUCAUUCUAUGAGCUCCCUUCACAUCUUCGGCAAUUCCUGCAACAAGAACGUCGCGAGCAUCAUGGUUGCCACCGAGGCGGCAUCAUGGUUGCCACCGAAGGAGCAGUAAAUUUUCGAAUUUUGAUGCUUCUAGUUUCCUGGAAAAUGCACUCUUCCAAGCACAAAUUGAACAGCAGAUGAAAACAGCUGGUACAAUUUCGCCGUGGUCUUGAGAAAUACCAUUUUGUCAGUUACUUCUGAAGCUAGGUAACAAGUGUAAAAGGACUGUCAAGAUUGUCAGGAAACAUAACACGCCAAGCGGUACCAAACAAUUUUGUAAAGUCACUUGAAGCAAGCGAGGACGCUUGUCCUUGAAGGGGAGAGUUAUGUGAAAGGACAGAAUUUCGUUAAGGAAAUUUUUGCUUGUUUGCUGUUUGAAUUUCAUUUGCCUGAUUGACUUUUGUUCGCAUCUUGGCCAAUUUCCAUGUACAUCCUGUCUUGCGAUCAGCUCCUUUGUUCUGUUUUGUAUAACUAUCCUAAUUAUCUUUAUUGCUGUUGAGUAAAAUAUUUGUUGGCUUUUGUGAGUAAUUCAGUCGUUGAAUUUAGUCAUUAGAGUUUAGACGUGACUUCAGAUGUUCCGAUAGCCGUUGUUAUUUCGAGAAGUUUAAAACAUAACAGUUUUGCCGAAGUGAUCCGUUUAGUCGUUGUUGAAUUGGAUGAAACUAUAAGAACCGUCGAGCCAAGAAAUCAGAACACGCUUAUUGAAUUUUGUACUUUCUUUUACUGCUGAAUCUGCGAACACAAGCCUGUAAAACCCUCGUAAACUCGUGGUUUUACACAAGCAGCACUGGUUGUCAAUUUAGAUCCCUCUUUCCUUUUUAGCAUGCCUUUUGAAUGUUAAAAAAACUGGAGCUCAUAGUGAAUUGCACAUGAAGGUUUCUACUGAUAAACCUUAGGGGAAAUGGGCACAAGACACAAUUUUACCUAAAGAGGGCCUGGAUUUUUCGAUUUAGUGCCAACAAGAAAUCUUCAAAUCUUCAAAUGUUUACCUUCAUUCAUAUCAAGGAAUAUCAUAAUUAACCAACGGAACAACCACCGUUGCUUGAUCCUUUAUUGAUUUUAUGACAUAAAGGUCUCUAGAAUACCCGAAACGUUUUCAUUAUUAUCAUUGUUAUCAGGGCCUCCGUCGAAGGGGGGCCGGGGGGGCCUUGGCCCCCCUCAACUUUUUUGCAAAACAAUAGAGUUUUUUUCAAAAUCUUUUACUAUGGGUGUUAAUUUUUUCCUUGCCCCCCCCCCCCACUUUUCAACUUUUGUCGGAGCCCAUGGUUAUUAUAACCCUCUUGCAAUGGAUUUUAAAAUUAGAACGUGUAGACUGACAGUCAUUGCCUAUUUCACAAUCUUCAAUUGCCUUUUUAUAGAGGCAGUCAUGUGGGACCUCGUGUCAAAGGGGGGUGUCACACAAGUGGCUCAGCGUCGACAGGCCUGUGGAGUUACAGGUAAAGGGGGAAGCAAUAAACAGGGUGCAUAAAAUUAAGUAGCUAGGAGUAACGUUCGACGAAACCCUGACAUGGAACCAACGGUACAAAAAUCUAAACGUAAAAUAAAAGAUGGGUUGUCUUUGAAUUGCAAACUAGAAACUAUUUUACCCCAACAAACCAAAACUUUGUCUACAGGUGCAGCCGCUUAGCAGUUGAAUUGUGCAUUUUAUGAUACAAGCAUGAAAGUUUGUACACGUACACGAUUUGACAUGCUGAAUAAGAUGAGAUGCAUACCCCACUUGAAAAAUGCCCCCAAAAGCUAUUUUUAGACAGGGGUAACUCUAUUCAGUCCUCCGUCGGAUCAUCCUCCAUAUCUUAUAAACUAUGCAAGUUUUAAACCCGAAACUUAGCAUUCCAUGAUACUGUAAUCAAGUUUUGUUUGAAGGUAAUUGAAAAGGAGAUUCUCCUACUUGCUUCCUUUGCCAUCUCUACUGUGAAUCCUACUGCAUAAAUUAAAAAAAGACAAAGGGGCGACAUUCGAAUAACUUUAUCCGGCUGCGCUGAUAUCGCUUUUCUAUUGGACCAGGUUAAUUUUGAGUGAUGUGAGCGCAUGUGCCACUGGUAAUUGCGAACAUUCACCACUGGCAUUCGGUUGCGUUUUUUGUGUGAGCCCUUCGUAUAUCUCAAGCAUUGUGCUGUUGUGUCAGAUGGAUCUGUUGAAGGACGUUACUCACUUGGAAGUUGUUUCUGACGACUUUCACAUGAGCAAAUUCAUCGAUGAUCAAGCAAAAUUAUUCCAAAAUGAGGGCAACGACGAGCCAUUUUACGUUGGAAAUGUUAGCGAAAUACUUGAAAGAAUUGCGUCUUUCAAGAAGUUUCUUCCAAAUGUACAGCCAUUCUAUGCUGUAAAAUGUGUUCCAGCGCGGCUCGUCUUAAAGUUGUUGAGUCAUUAUGGCCUCGGAUUCGACUGUGCCAGUAAAAGUGAGAUGGAGGCCGUACUUAGCUUGGGUGUGUCGCCAGAUCGCAUCAUUUUUGCGCAUACCGUCAAAAUGGCAUCGCAUUUACGUUAUGCAGCCGAGAACAAAGUUGCUAUGAUGACGUUUGACUGUGAAGAUGAACUGCAUAAAAUCAAAAAAAUUUACCCGGAUGCGGAACUGUUAAUACGGAUCCGUGUCGAUGACUCGAAAUCCCGGUUCAAGCUUGGGAAAAAGUUUGGAGUUGCUGCGGAAGACUCCGAGGCACUACUCAAGUUAGCAAAGAAAAACAAUCAGAAUGUCAUUGGUGUGAGUUUCCACGUUGGCAGUGAUUGUGCCCAUCCAACAAUGUUUCGUAAUGCCGUCAAAGCAGCAAGAACAGUUUUUGAUGAAGCGGAAAACAUGGGACUCAAGUUUUCAAUUCUCGACAUUGGUGGUGGCUUUCCUGGUGUAAAAAAGAAAGAUAAUCUUUUCAAAGAGAUCGCAAAUACUCUCCAGCAAGCACUUGCUGAGCAUUUCCCACCAUCUUUUGGUGUCAAAAUUAUUGCUGAACCUGGAAGAUUCUACGUACAAUCAGCGUUCACACUUGUGUCCCGAGUGUCGGCUGUUAAACAUACUCCUGAAGUGAAUGGAAAUAAGACAGAAAACCAGAACUUUGUAUAUUAUCUCAAUGAUGGCAUACAUGGAUCAUUCUUCUACUAUGACCCAGACCUUCCACCAAGGCCAUUAAAGAGCAAGAAAGAGGAAACCUUGCAUUUGUCUACUUUGUGGGGGCCAACAUGUAGUCAAACGGACUUGAUCGGUGAAGGAUUUCGACUGCCAAAGAUGGACAGUGGUGAUUUGCUCAUUUUUGAGGAUAUGGGGGCCUAUAGUUUCUCGUGUGUCACCAAUUUUAACGGCUAUGGAGAAAUCAAGAUUGUUUAUAUCAUCUCUGAGUCUGAUGUCCAAAAUUUAAGAAAUGGUUGUCUUAGACAUAUUUCAUCAAGGAAUAUGAAAAAAGAUGCCUUUGAAAAUAUGCUGGAAAAGUUUACUUCAGAAUCAAUGUAACAGGUACUGUUUUUUAUUGAUGUUAAUGUGGGUGCUGAUAUUCAGUGAUCACCUUUCAUUAAGUAUAUUUCAAUUUUAUAAUCCUGUAUUAUCUACCGAUUUAGAGUAUAAUUUUAUGAAAAUUAACUCAUAUCAGACUAUAUAUCCUUAAGGACGUUAUUAACCGUAUUUAAGAUUCUAUGCCAAUACCUUAGUUAGAGAGUGACACUAAAUGGGUACCAUAUAUCCUCAAAUAAGCCCUUUGGGUUGGGGCUAAUUCAUAAAGGGGGGAGAGGGCGUGGUUAUGAAAAUCUUCUCUAAGUUUCCAUACAAGUAGCUCGCUUGGAAGCAUUUUCAAUUUUUUUAAGUUCAUUUCAUUCGAAAUUUUUCUUGAUUUAAAUAUUCCUAGAUUGUAAAAGUAAAGUACAUAUCAAAGAACAAAAUUUUUAUCGAGAAUAUUGAUAUUUCUAUUCUUUUCGACGGCCUCUUCGUCAAUUAUCAAGCAAAUGGUGUAUUUUCCUGUUUCAUCUCGACUUUCUAUAUAGAUAUUCAGAAAAUGGUUUAUGGUUUUCUUAAUGGCUUUUCUUCGGCAGUUUUACUAUCAUAGUGUCAUUAUAUCCUGUCGCUUCCGUGAAAGCUGUGACUUAAUUUCAUGGUGCUCCUUCGCAUGACCCACAAUACCAUCGUGCUCCUCUCGGUUAUAAAUAAAGUCUUUAAUGAAUUUUCUUCUUAAGGGAUUCUCUUUUCGUUUCAAGACAUUAUUAUUGCCAAUGAAAACAUUUCGGUCAUGAGCACAUUUUGCGUAAUAAAUUUUUCAAAAAGCACUUCUUGUCCUAUUUCAUCAACUAUUUUUCAAUAGCAUUGUUCACCGCAUAGCUUGCGACAAACAAAUGGUUUAGAGAAAACCAUCGAUUAAUUUCUUCCAACAUAGAUAGGAAGAAAUAUUCAACAAUAGGCAAUAUUUGCGCAUUAAGUUUCUUACAAGGCACAAAUUGCCGAGAAAAUCUCGUGGACUCCGACACAGGUUGGAAAGUGGGGACGGGGAGGGGGCAAGGGAGAAUUUUGCACCCACAACAAACGAUUUUGGAAAAAUGCUCUAUUUUUAAAAUUGUUAAAUUUUUUAAAAUUGUUAAAAUUUUUAAAAUUAAAAUUGUGCCUCGUGUCCAUUUCUCCUAAAGUUUCUCAGUAGAAGCAUCAACUGCAAUUCACUAUGAGCUCCAGAUUUUUCUUAACAUUCAUAAGGCAUGCUAAGAUGGAGAGAGGGAUCUAAAUUUAAAAGUAACUGACAACCUGGUAUUUUUCGAGACCACGGCGAAAUUGUUGAUUUUAUCUGCUGUAAAAAGUUUUGCAAAAAGACAAUAAUUUUCAAUAGGAUUUGGAGGAUAGCUUUAGUGAAAUCUGCCUAAAAGAGUGCAUUUUCCAGGGAACUAGAAGCAUCACAAUUCGAAAAUUUCCUGCCCCUUCGGCGGCAACCAUGGUGCCGCCUCAGGUAGUAACUAUAUAUUUUGCCCGUCCCGAUAUAGAGAUUUGACAAGACUAUUAGAAAAGUCGGUCAUUAUCAUACAGAGUUAGAUUGACAAAAUGUAUUGCAGAGGUUUGUGACACCAGCUAAAAAGUUUCAGGCAAUAAUUUUUUAAUCAGGUAAAUUUGCAUUACACAGGCCCCCCCCCCCCCAACGAGGCUUGCCUCGCGACGGCCCUGCCUACUAAAUGGGGCAAAUCGAAUUUUUUUCUGUCGGCAAUUUGACACAUCCAGCGUCGGCAGUUACGGAGAAUAUAAACUUCGGCACCUCGAAGGUUUGUCUCUAGCGCCACCCCUGAAUUUUCUACCCAGCUAUUAGCUAUAGGCUAUUAGCCUAAAGCGUUUACCUUUCUACAGGUACAAACAGCACAAAUCGUCAUCAAGCCCGUUUUGCAUCAUUUAACACCCAUCAAACCCUGCUUCUUCAUUGUCAAGACAGGAAUUAUCUCUUACCAGCCAUUUUCUUUCGGAGAAACGAAGUAUCUUUGAAUUGAUAAUGCUAGGCAUGGGAGCUAGUAGAAGGGAAUGCACACCCAAAACUCCCACGUCUCCCACUUCUGUAUUUUACUGAAUUCAAGAAAUCUUAAGAACUCAGAUAUUCAUAAGGUAACUUUGCUGGCCACUGCCUUCUUUGAUAUUGUAAAUAGGCAAAUGAAUUCGAAUUUGGCGUCCAAAUAUUUCGUUUUUUGAAAUUCUUCGUAUUGGCAUCUACUGAUAAGAUACACAGAGCGCGCGCUUCAGAGUUGAUUUGCUGUUCAUUUCAAAUUCAAUAUCACAACCCCUGUUCCCCCAAUUAACAGUACUUUCCCAUGUAAAUAUCUUAACAAAAGUGUGUUCCUUUGUCCCAAUCAAUUUGCUAAUCGUGAAUUCAAUAUCACAUAGUUAAUGGGAUUUAUUACUUCUCAAUGAAAAGAAACAGGAAGAAACAAUUAACAGAGAGUUGAGGAGUUUCCAAAAUUACAACAUCACGAUAUAGGGCCUACCGGUUUUCUCGUACAAUGGUGCAACCCCCGGAUAAUCUGUAUGAUUGCAAGGAAGUAAAUGGUGAUAUUUUGCGAUACCAAAUGACGCGAGGGGGUUCUAAUACUUCCCUGUACCGAAGUCUCCCUUCUGACGACCUAGAGACACAUUUACUUUGAUGCUGAUGAUGGGAACUGCCAAGACAACCUUACCUGCAUCUACCAAGAUCGUGCACAUGAGAAGGUUACGAACUUAUGGAAGAGAAAAUCUGAGAAUGCAAAAACUCCAAGAUUAUCAGAAGUAUUAAUUGGACGAACAAAAUUACAAAUAAAGGAAUAAGGCAACAAGAGUCUGUUAUUGAUGUCCCAAUCAUACAAAAAGGUUGGACAACAUUUUGAAGGAGAAUAGAAUUUAUACAAAGCAG